AGCAGGUGGCUGAACAGUAUGAAACCAGUCAUGUACCCCCUUCCACUUGCUUCGUGUAAACAAAGUCGACGGGGUCCGUGGACCAGGACGAGCCCCCAUAAUCUCAUGACAGACUGGUGCCUGAUGGGGGCACUGGGCCUUGCCCUCCUCUUCAGCCUGGUCUCGAGCCAGAAGAUGGACCCUUCCAAACACCCCAUAGUCACCACCAACUAUGGCAAACUCAGAGGCAUCAAGAAGGACUUAAACAACGAGAUCCUUGGCCCUGUGGAGCAGUACCUCGGCGUUCCCUACGCCACCGCGCCAAUCGGCGACCGCCGCUUCCAGCCGCCUGAAGCUCCGGGAUCCUGGCAGGAGAUUCGCAACGCCACCCAGUUUGCCCCCGUGUGCCCUCAGAACGUCCACGGUGUGCUGCCGGAGAUUAUGCUGCCCGUGUGGUUCACAGACAAUCUGGACGUGGCAGCCGGUUACAUCCAGAACCAGAGCGAGGACUGCCUCUACCUCAACGUCUACGUGCCCACGGAGGAUGGUCCGCUCACAAAAAAACACGAUGAAUCUUCAAUGAACAAGCCUCGAGACGAAGACAUUCGUGACCGCAGGAAGAAGCCGGUGAUGCUGAUCGUGGUGACCAUGAACUACCGGCUGGGCGUGCUCGGCUUCCUCAGUACCGGCGAUCAAUCCGCCAAGGGGAACUACGGCCUGCUUGACCAGAUUCAGGCACUGCGUUGGCUCAACGAGAACAUCGGCCACUUCGGCGGAGACCCAGAGAGGAUCACCAUCUUCGGCUCUGGAGCUGGGGCAUCCUGCGUCAACCUCCUCAUUCUUUCGCACCACUCAGAAGGUCUGUUCCACAGGGCCAUAGCCCAGAGUGGAACAGCAAUCUCCAGCUGGUCUGUCAACUACCAGCCCCUCAAGUACACCAAGAUCUUGGCCAGGAAGGUGGGCUGCACAUACACAGAGACAGCUGACCUGGUUGACUGUCUGAGGCGCAAGAACUUCAGGGAGCUGGUGGACCAGGACAUCCAGCCAGCCCGCUACCACAUUGCCUUUGGCCCAGUGGUGGACGGAGAUGUGGUGCCCGAUGAUCCCGAGAUCCUCAUGCAGCAGGGGGAGUUCCUCAACUAUGAUAUCUUAAUAGGAGUGAAUCAAGGAGAGGGGCUGAAGUUUGUGGAUGACAGUGAGGACAAUGACGGCAUCUCAGCUGCAGCAUUUGACUACACCAUCUCCAACUUUGUGGACAACCUCUAUGGAUACCCUGAGGGUAAAGACAUCCUGAGGGAGACCAUUAAGUUCAUGUACACAGAUUGGGCAGACAGAGACAACGGUGACAUGCGGAGGAAGACCCUGCUAGCUCUGUUUACAGACCACCAGUGGGUGGCGCCAGCAGUGGCCACCGCCAAACUCCAUGCCGAGUUCCAGUCCCCAGUUUACUUUUAUACGUUCUAUCACCACUGCCAGACUGAGACGCGACCGGAAUGGGCCGACGCCGCACAUGGAGAUGAAAUACCAUAUGUGUUUGGUGUGCCCAUGAUUGGUGCCACAGACUUGUUCCCAUGCAACUUCUCCAAGAAUGAUGUGAUGCUGAGUGCUGUAGUGAUGACCUACUGGACCAACUUCGCUAAGACUGGGGACCCCAACCUGCCAGUCCCUCAGGAUACCAAAUUCAUUCACACCAAGCCCAACCGCUUUGAAGAAGUCAUCUGGACCAAGUUUAACUCAAAGGAUAAGCAGUACCUCCACAUUGGGUUGAAACCUCGUGUCAGAGACAACUACAGGGCAAACAAGGUGGCCUUCUGGUUGGAAUUAGUCCCCCAUCUCCAUAGUUUACAUGAGGAGCUCUUCCCAACCACGACCCGAUCACCACCAGGUCCUGGCUCUGGCACCCACAGACCCUGGCCCAAACCACCAGGGCCUCGCACCACUCGACAUCCUUACCCUACUUUCCCCCCUGACCCUGAGCCCGAGGGUUCAGAGCGUCCACGCCAGGACCUCUUCCCUGGAGACACCCGGGACUACUCCACUGAGCUGAGUGUGACGGUUGCUGUGGGGGCGUCACUCCUCUUUCUCAACAUCCUGGCCUUUGCUGCCCUUUACUACAAGCGUGACAAGCGGCAUGAGAUGCGACGCCACCGACUAUCUCCUCAGCGCGGUGGCCCUGCCAAUGACCUGGCUCACAGUCAGGAGGAAGAGAUCAUGUCCUUACAGAUGAAGCACUCGGAACAUGACGCUCACCAUGACAUGGAGCCCCUUCGGCCCCAUGACAUCCUACGGCCCGCCUGCCCGCCUGACUACACACUGGCACUGCGACGUGCCCCUGACGACGUACCACUGAUGACACCUAACACCAUUACCAUGAUCCCCAGUACCAUCACCAGCAUGCAGCCUCUCCAUGCCUUCAACACCUUCCCUUCCACCGGCCACAACAACACCCUUCCCCACCCCCACUCCACCACCAGGGUAUAG
Molecule: messenger RNA, 2460 nt
Organism: Scomber scombrus (Atlantic mackerel)
Lineage: Eukaryota; Metazoa; Chordata; Actinopteri; Scombriformes; Scombridae
Gene: nlgn2a
Product: neuroligin 2a
Biological process (GO): postsynaptic membrane assembly; chemical synaptic transmission; modulation of chemical synaptic transmission
Cellular component (GO): postsynaptic specialization membrane; synapse; cell surface
Molecular function (GO): neurexin family protein binding; signaling receptor activity
Source: RefSeq, a predicted model, not a curated record